Molecule: messenger RNA, 7119 nt
Organism: Anopheles moucheti
Lineage: Eukaryota; Metazoa; Arthropoda; Insecta; Diptera; Culicidae
Gene: hlk
Exons: 29
Coding region: 1-6012 (2003 amino acids)
Source: RefSeq, a predicted model, not a curated record
AUGGGCCUGCCGCGAAUCAGGAGUCUAGUGGCACCGUUGUGCUUCCUACUGUUGGCCAGCAGCUGGCUAGUGAGCGAUGUAGACUGUGCGAAAAAGGCGGGCGGUAGUGCCCCGGCCGCGGCCCCCGAGGCCACGAUCGAGGAAGUUUCGGCGAAGCAGCUGGAGCGGUUACUAGAGGAUAAGGAUUACGUUGCCGUGUACUGGUAUGCCCGUAGUUGUACAACCUGCGACACAGUAUUAGCAGAGCUAGAGCACAUCGACGAUGAUACCGAUUCGUUCGGUGUCGACUUUGUGAAAAUCAACGACAAACGACUUGCGAAACAGUAUGGCAUCGCGAAGUUCCCGGCACUCACCUACUUCAGGGAGAAGGAACCGAUCAUCUACGAGGGUGACCUCAUGGAUGAGGCCGGUGUGCUCGACUUUCUUACCUCGCUGGAAGCGAUGGAUCUGCCCGACCGGAUCGAGGAAGUGAAUGCCAAAAUUCUGUCGAAGAUCAUCGAAGACUCCGACUACGUUGCGGUACUGUUCUGCACUGAUCACGAAAACUGCCCACCCGGAAACAACAACAAGCCGGAAUGUAAGAAGUGCAUCAAGGCCCUGCAGGAGCUGGAAAACAUUGACGACGAGGCGGACCAGCUUGACAUCGGAUUCGUGAAGAUUCACGAUGAAGAUUUGGCUGAGGAAUACAAUCUGGGCCCACUGCCAAAGCUGGUCUACUAUCGUCACCAGACUCCGAUCGUUUACGAGCACGAACUGCAGCGUGAGGAGGACGUGCUGGAAUGGCUGGUUGAGAACAAGGCCACCGGUGACGAUGAUGAUGUCAUCGAGGAGGUCAACGCCAAGACGCUCAAGACUCUAAUCCAGAACAUCGACAAUCUGGUCGUGCUGUUCUAUGACGAUGAAGAUGAGGACUCGGAAUCGGUACUGCAGGAGCUGGAAAACAUUGACGAUGACUGCGCCAAGCACGGUAUCCAGUUCGUGCGGAUCGACGACCCGAAGGUCUCGAAGGAGUACGGCAUCGAUGAGGUCCCCGCGAUCGUGUACUUUGAGAAGCAGAUCCCCAAUGUGUACGAUGAUGAUCUGUCGGAUGAGGAGGAGAUCCUGGAAUGGUUGCUCUCUCAGCUGGAAAAGGACGAGAUCGAGGAUGUCACCGAUGAGAUGCUGGACAAACUUAUCAAGGAAGGCAAAUCGAUCGCCGUUUUGUUCUAUGACAACAAUGACAAGAAAUCGGAAAAGGUUCUGAACGAGCUGGAAAACAUCGACGAUGAAUGCGAUCAGCUUGGCAUCAACUUUGUCAAGAUGGACGAUGUCGAGGAGGCUAAGGACUACGGUGUUACCAAGUUCCCCAAGCUGGUCUACUUCGAGCAGGGUAUUCCGACCGUGUACGAAGGCAGCCUUGACCAGGAAGAGGAUGUGCUCGAUUGGUUGGAGCGCCAGACUAACAGCGACGAAAUCGAGGACGUGACUGAUGAGAUGUUGGACAUGAUCAUCGAAAAGAUGCAGCACGUCGCCGUGCUGUUCUACGACAAGGACUCGAAGACGUCGCAAAAGGUGCUGGCUGAGCUGGAAAACAUCGACGACGAGUGCGAUCAGAACGAUAUCGCUUUUGUAAAGAUCGAUGAUGACAACGAAGCCAAGGAGUGGGGUAUUGAGGAACUGCCUACCAUGAUUCUGUUUGAACGCGGUAUUCCACACAUCUACGAAGGUGAUCUGCAGAGGGAAGAGGAACUGCUCGGCUGGUUGGUACAUCAGAAGCGUCAUUCCGAAAUUCCAGAAAUCACCGACGAAAUGAAGGACAAGCUGAUGCAGAUGUACGAUCACGUUGCUAUUAUCUUCUACGACAAAGACGACAAGCAGGAUAUUCGCGUGCUGAACGAGCUGGAAAACAUCGACGAUGAGCUGGAAAAGGAAGAGAUCGUCAUUGCCCGUCUGGAUAAUGCUGAGGAAGCGCGUGAGUAUGGUCUUGACCAUCUGCCAGCACUGGUGUACUUCGAGAACGAAAUCCCAGCCAUCUACGAGGGCGACCUCAUGAACGAGGAGGAAGUUCUCGAAUGGCUCAAGCUGCAAAAGUACUCGGCCACCAUCGAGGAGGUGACGGACGAGAUUCUGCAGGAUUUGAUCGACGAUCAUGAAUAUGUGUGCGUCUACUUCAGCGGCGAGUGUGAGGAGGGAGAGAAAUGUGACAAAAUCCUAGACGAUCUCGAAAACAUCGACGAUGAGCUUGACGAAGCCGGUAUCAUCUUUGUUACCACCGAAGAUAUGGUCACUGCCAAGAAGUACAACAUUAAGAACAUCCCGUCGCUGGUGUUCUUCCGCAACAAGGAUCCACUGAUCUUCGCGGGUGAUAUGAACGACGAGGAUGAGGUCCUGGCAUGGCUGACCGAUGAGGAGACGCUCGAAAUUCCCGGCAAAAUCGAGGAAGUCAACAUCAAGAUGUUGGAGAAGAUUCUGUCGGAGAAUGAACACAUUGUUGUGUUCUUCUAUCACGAUGACGACAAGAAGGCCCAGAAGAUCAUUGCCGAGCUGGAGAACAUUGAUGAUGAGUGUGAGGAGAAGGACAUCGAUUUCGUAAAGACGUCCGAUGAAGAGAUUGACAAGGAGUACGAUCUCGAAACGCUGCCCGCACUGGUCUUCUACCGCAACAAGUUCCGCACGAUCUACGCCGGUGAUCUGAUGAACGAGGAGGAGAUCCUCGAGUGGGUUCUGGAGCAGUACAACACCAAGCCCGAGAUCAUCGAAUCGGUCGACCGCAAAACGCUGCAAGUGUUGGUUAACGAGGUGGAACAUUUGGCUGUGCUGUUCUACGAUGACGAAUGCGAAACCUGCCCCAAAAUUCUCGAGAAGCUGGAAACCAUCGACGACGAUACCGACAAGCACCAUAUCCAGUUUGUGAAGGCCAACGAUGAGAAGCUGGCCCACGAGAUCGGAAUCUUCUCGUUCCCGGCCCUCGUGUAUUACGAAACCGGUGUCCCGAUUAUGUACGACGGUAAUCUCAAGAACGAAAAACGCAUCUUGCAGUGGCUAAUUGAUCACAAAAGAAAGUACGAUAUCAAGCUGAAGUACGGCAUGGCGCGCGAGCGCGUUCCGGUGGUAUUUUCCGAUCCGGAAGAGGAAGCCCGCAAGGCACUGCUUCUGGCGGAAGCACGUGCCCGUGCCGGCGUUCCGGAACGUUCCAUUUUGCGCCCAUCCACAACAUCGCUGUCUGCGCCAUCCGUUUCGACCAUGUCGGGCACGCUCUGUUCGUUGUACACCGGGCUAGACAAUAAGCUACCGAAACCGAAACUCCGCAAGCGUUACACCGACGAUGUGGAGGAGCUCGAACGGGAGGAUCGUAUCGACAAGAAACGAUCCGGUGGCAAGAAACUAAAGCCCAUCCCGAGGCUCGAUGCGGUCGAACAGCCGAAAGCGCCAGGCACCGGUAAAACCGCCCCCAGCAAGGACACGAAGAGUAAGCCGGGUUCCGCCAAGUCCGCCUCCGCUUCGUCCAGUAAACCCACCAAAGCCAGCGCCAGCAAAUCCGAGCCGACAUCCACCAAGGUGUCGUCUGGUGGCGGUGCGAAAAAGACUGCCCGUGCUGUCGAUGAUGAUGAUGACGAAGGUGACCUACUGAACGAAUACGACGUCCUGGAUUGGAUGCAUGGACAGAAGACGGACGAAAGCAUCCAGGAGGUGGAACGAGACGAACUGUUGAGCCUGAUCGACAGUAAAGACUUCCUUGGGGUUGUAUUUUAUGUUGAGGAUGAUCCAAACACGCCCAAAAUUCUGCGCCACAUCGAGCUGAUCGACGACGAAGCUUCCGACUACGGUAUUCUGCUGGUCAAAAGCAGCGAUCGGUUGAUGGCGAAGAAGUUUGGCUUCCGCAACCCGCCCGGUGUUACCUACUUCCGCAAGGGCAAAUCGAUCAACUACGACGGUGACAUCGACGACGAGGAGGAACUGCUCGAUUGGCUCACCGAUCCGCACAACAUGGAAAUGACCGAUCACAUCGAAAAGGUGAACCGAAAGAUGUUCCAGAAGAUACGCCAAGCGUCCGACUAUUUAGCUGUGUUCUUCUAUAGUGACGAUUGCAAACAGUGUCCACGCGUGCUGGCCGAAAUCGAACACAUCGAUGAUGAGGCGGACGGUGCCGGUAUUAACUUCGUCAAGAUCGACGACAAGCAGAUGGCGAAGGAGCUCGGUGUUUACGCGCUGCCCGGUAUCGUUUUCUUCAAGCUGUCAUCUAAGGAACCUGUCAUCUACGCAGGCGAUCUGAAUGAUGAGGACGAAAUCCUGAACUGGCUUAUGACACAGAAGAACCCUGGCGGUGACAUCAUCGAAGACCUGGACGGCACGAAACUGUUGAGCCUCAUCGAGGAUUCCAACGCACUGGCUGUGUACUUCUGGAACAAAACGACUUGUGAAGCUUGCUUUACAAAGGCUGCUAAAAAGCAGCGCAAAGCGAAGGAACGUAAAGGUCUGCUAGAUGCUGCAUCAUCUGCGGAGGUCGUAGACGAUGGAGCGGCGGAAGAUUCUGCGUCGGAUGGCGAUGUACCAACGCCGACACCACCACCACCACCAGUAGCGGCUGCUGCACAGGCAUCCGUGGAGGAUGCGGACGAUUGUGAGCAGUGUUCGGGUGUGCUAGAAUCGCUGGAAAACAUUGACGACGACUGUGACCGGCAUGGUAUCAUGUUUGUCAAAACGGAUGAUCUCUCGAUCGCGGAACAGUACGGUAUCUCCGAGUACCCGGUACUGGUGUACUUCGAGGACAAUGUGCCGAAUGUGUUUGAAGGUUCGUUGGACGAGGAAGAGGAAGUGCUGCAGUGGCUGAUCACGCAAAAGACCGAAGAUCGCAUCGAGCUGAUCACACGCGUUAUGCUGGAAUCGAUGGUCGACGAAACGCAAUACCUGGCGGUGUACUUCUACAAAACCAAAUCACCCUCGUACUGCCGAAGUUUUUGUUCUGCGGAAAACAUCCGCAAGCGAAAGGAAUUUGCACGGGAAGGAAUUUCAGACAAGAUCAACUGCAACAUCUGCGAUCAAAUCCUGGAGGGUUUGGAAGUGAUCGACGACGAGCUGGACGUGUUCGGUAUUCACAUGGUGAAGAUUCAGGAUCCACAGCUGGCGAAGCGCUACUCCAUCAAGACAUUCCCGGCGCUAGUGUACUUCAGAAACGGUAACCCAUUGAUCUACGAAGGUGAUCUCCAGAACGAACAGUCCGUACUCGAGUGGUUGGUUGAUGAUGACAAUCGUGAACUGGCAGAUGAAAUUGAGGAAGUUAACGAGCGUAUGCUGGAUCGUUUAAUGGAACAGUCGCCGCUUCUCUGUGUGUUUUACUACGAUGAAGAUUGUGCCGAGUGUGAUGACAUCCUUGAGGAGCUGGAACUGAUCGACGGUGAGGUAGAUCUUUACGGCAUUGACUUCGUCAAGGUCGCCAGCCUGGAUGCGGCUCACAAGUACGGCGUUACGACAAUUCCGUCGCUCGUGUACUAUCGCAAGCAAAUCCCGAUGCUGUACGAUGGGGACAUGCACGAUCACGAGCGUGUCAUGAACUGGUUGACGUCACAGGAUGUGUUCGAAAUUAAAAACGAAAUCGAAGAAGUUAACCGCAAGAUGCUGAACAAACUGCUCGACGAGAAUGAGUUCCUGGCCGUCUAUUUCUUUGAGGAAGAUCACGAAGAAAGUGAGGCGGUGCUGGAAAAGCUGGAACUGAUCGACAGCGAAACGGAUAACCUGGACAUUACGUUCGUCAAGAUGGGUGAUCCACGGUACGCACGCAAAUGGGGCGUCACCAAGCUGCCCGCGAUCGUCUACUUCCGCAAACGGUUCCCCAGCAUCUACCGGGGUGACAUGUACGACGAACAGGACGUGCUCGAGUGGUUGCGCAAGAACCGAUUCCGUCAGCCGGAGCUGAACAUCUUCAUGUACGCACUGAUCGCGCUCGGUCUCGGGUUCGUCAUCUACACUGCAUUUUUGCUCCAGUGCUUUAAGCCUGCCCCACCCGCACCGGUGCCCCAUCCGAAGCAGAACUAAUAACGCGCUUCGCGCCGGCUGGCACUAGGGUACAUAUUCUUCCAGAAUAAUAAACGUUAAUAAGGUGCAAACACGAUCAGGUUGAUCAUGUUUGUCCCAAGGAGGGGGGGAGGAGAAAAUGACAAUUAGAAAGCCGAUUUUAAUGUGAAGUGUGAGUGAAGGGAAAUAUACUUUUACACUCGUCUCGCGACAUCAUCCACAUCCAUCUCUUCCCAUGAGUUCCCUGACGCAUCCUUGAGUUCCAUGAUCUACAAAAAACUGCCCCCAAUAAGAACAAAAAACAAACGCACUACCGGAUGGGUUUGUAUUAGAGAUGGUUUAAUUUUGUUAUAUAGAAGAAAACACAAACAAACGUUUGCGAACAUUAUGCGAGAAGGAGAAACACACAAGACCAAACAAGAGAAAUAAAUUCGAUAAAAAUUAACAUAACAUUUUCUCCACUGUGAUCAUACUACUCUGAUGAUGAUAAUAAUAACGAACAAGACGACAUAACCCCAUAAUAAUACGCAAGUAUCCUUUGGAGGUGGGAAAUCACAGGGAAUUAAAGAAAAAAAAACAAGAAGAAGUAUAAAGUAAGCAAACUUGUAAGCGUUUUCCCAAAAAGAGAGAAAAACUGUUGAACGGUAGAAAGGAACAAAAAACAAACACACAAAAAAACAAAACACAUUACAUGGUAUAAACAUACAUACGAAAACGAAAUGCAACGAAUUGUUGAUUGUUGAUGCACCUGGUACAUUUUUCCUCCCCAAUUUGGAUAUCAAAAAACAUGAAGCCCAAUGUGGGUUUUAAUGUUAGCGAGCUACUAGUAGAAGCGGUGGGUCCGUGUGUCUCGGUUCAGAGUGAAAUAAAAAGAGAGAAAGCGAGAGAGAGAGAAAAGUAAAUUAAUUUUCUGUACCACGACGGGGAUGUGAGCCCUUUUUGCAAUCACGUGCAAAGACUCGCCAUCACAUCCCGGUGAUCGGUGUGGCGGUACCAAAACGUUGCGAAUAAUCGAAAAGACAUACGUUAACCGAAACGAAGAUGACGACAAACGACAGACCGAUCGGGAUUUGUUUCUGUAAAAAAAAAAACAACCGUUGCUGUGUUCUGCUGUUUUCAUCUAGUUAG